Rhea pennata is the source of this 1524-nucleotide messenger RNA. Its product is annotated as potassium voltage-gated channel subfamily V member 2-like. Lineage: Eukaryota; Metazoa; Chordata; Aves; Rheiformes; Rheidae. The transcript is spliced from 2 exons. Gene Ontology annotation, cellular component: voltage-gated potassium channel complex; membrane. The record is from RefSeq and is a predicted model, not a curated record. The coding region runs from base 1 to 1524 and encodes 507 amino acids. Gene Ontology annotation, biological process: protein homooligomerization; potassium ion transmembrane transport. Gene Ontology annotation, molecular function: delayed rectifier potassium channel activity.
AUGAGGCAGCUGGGGAAGAGGCGUGCAAGCCUCUCUGCCAAUCUGAAGAUUGGGAAUCACCGGGGCUGCUACCGGACACCAGAGGAAGAAGAAGUCUACAUCCCAUUUGCACAGGACAGCCUGAUAAAGCAAUGGAGCUCCCUGCAGGACAUGACAGACAGAAAUCAAGAGAAAAGCAGAAUUCCCUUCCUGAGGAACAAAUACUUCCUCAACAUUAAUGUGGGAGGCAAAUCAUUCCAGAUAGCUUACAAGGUAGCUGCCCGGUAUCCCAUCACCAGGAUUGGGAAGCUAGCCAUUUACACAGACCCUAUGAAGAAGCUGCAGCUCUGCGAUGACUACUCAGUGCAGAGGAAUGAGUACUUCUUUGACAGAGAUCCUUCAAUUUUCCACUACGUCUUCCACUUCUACCGCAGCGGUGUCCUGUGGAUAAUGGAUGAGAUGUGCCCCAGUCACUUUGUGGAGGAAAUUGAGUACUGGGGAAUCCAUCUGAAAUACUCCCAGCGCUGCUGCCGGAUCUUGUUUGAGGAAAAGCAAGAUGAACUCAUUGAGAACCUGAAAAUACAGAAGGAGCUGGAGGCAGAACUGGAGCCCCUGGACUCAGCAGAGCACUUUGAAGGCAAAUGCUUAGGGAAGUUUCGGAAGAUGAUCUGGAACCUCAUUGAGAACCCAUACUCUUCUGUCCCAGCCAAGAUCAUUGCUGUCAUGUCAAGCUUCUUUGUGCUCAUCUCCAUUGUGGGCAUGACUUUGAGCACAGUGGAGGAGAUGAAGCACAAGACCGGGAAGAAGUGGAUGGAGCAGCUGGAGAUGAUCUGUGCCAUUUUCUUCACUUCGGAGUAUCUCAUGAGGCUUAUAUCCUCCUCUAGCUUCCAGAAGUUUUUGAGGGCAGCAUUUAAUGCUGUAGACCUAGUGGCCAUCCUGCCUUUCUAUAUUCAGAUUCUCUUUGAAAAUCUGGAUGAAGCGGACACACUUUACCAUGAGGAACUGCACAAGAUGGAGAACAUGAGCAAGCUGGGAAAAGUCCUCAAGCUCAUCAAGCUCAUGAGGAUCUUCCGCAUCCUCAAACUGGCACGCCACUCCACUGGCCUCCGGGCCUUUGGCUUCACCAUGCGCCAGUGUUACCAGCAGGUUUGCUGCCUCCUCCUCUUCAUCGCCAUGGGAGUCUUCACCUUCUCUGCUCUUAUGCACUCUGUGGAACACGAUGUCCCCGGCACCAACUUCACCAGCAUCCCCUAUGCAUGGUGGUGGGCAGCGGUCAGCCUCUCCACUGUGGGCUAUGGUGACACCGUGCCUGACACAGUGCUGGGCAGGAUUGUGGCAUUUGGCUGCAUCUCCUUCGGCAUCAUCCUGAACGGAAUGCCCAUCUCCAUCCUCUACAACAAGUUCUCCGAUUACUAUGCCAAGCUGAAGGCCCACGAGAACGAGACCAGCCUCUCGCUCAAGCUCUCCAGGCGGAUCCGCUUCAAGGAGCGAGCCCUGCGGAAGCUGUCGGAGUGCUGUGGGGCCAACCCACAUUGCCAUCACUGA